Messenger RNA from Microcebus murinus (gray mouse lemur), 1017 nucleotides. RefSeq names its product olfactory receptor 4C46. Gene Ontology annotation, biological process: G protein-coupled receptor signaling pathway. Gene Ontology annotation, cellular component: membrane. Gene Ontology annotation, molecular function: olfactory receptor activity; G protein-coupled receptor activity. The record is from RefSeq and is a predicted model, not a curated record. Lineage: Eukaryota; Metazoa; Chordata; Mammalia; Primates; Cheirogaleidae.
AUGUAACUAACCAUCACAUGAAAUACAUGGAAAAUAGAAACAACGUCACAGAGUUUGUUUUGCUGGGGCUUACAGAUAAUCCAAAGAUGCAGAAUAUCAUAUUUGCUGUCUUUUUUGUCAUCUACGUCAUCACUGUGGUAGGAAAUGUGCUCAUCGUGGUCACAAUCACUGCCAGCCCAUCACUGAGGUCCCCCAUGUACUUUUUUCUGGCAUAUCUCUCCUUUAUUGAUGCCUGCUAUUCCUCUGUCAAUACCCCUAAGCUGAUCACAGAUUCACUCCAUGAAAAGAAGACCAUCCUGUUCAAUGACUGUAUGACUCAAGUCUUUGGAGAACAUUUCUUUGGAGGAGCAGAGGGCAUCCUACUUACUGUGAUGGCCUAUGACCGCUAUGUGGCCAUCUGCAAGCCCUUGCACUACACCACCAUCAUGAACCAGCGUGUAUGUGGCCUUCUGGUAGGAGUGGUGUGGGUGGGAGGCUUUCUUCAUGCAACCAUACAGAUCCUCUUCAUCUUCCAGUUACCCUUCUGUGGCCCUAAUGUCAUAGAUCACUUUAUGUGUGAUCUGAACCCUUUGCUCAAUCUUGCCUGCUCUGAUACCCACACUCUGGGGCUCUUCGUUGCUGCCAACAGUGGGUUCAUCUGCCUGUUGAACUUCCUCCUCCUGCUGGUCUCCUAUGUGGUCAUCCUCCGCUCCUUAAGGACCCACAGCUCAGAAGGGAGGCGCAAAGCCCUCUCCACCUGUGUCUCCCACAUCACAGUGGUCGUCUUAUUCUUUGUGCCCUGCAUAUUUGUGUACAUGAGACCUGCAGCUACUUUACCCAUUGAUAAAGCGGUUGCUAUAUUCUACACUAUGAUAACUCCCUUAUUAAACCCCUUAAUCUACACCUUGAGGAAUGCCCAGAUGAAAAAUGCCAUUAGAAAAUUAUGUGUUAAGAAAGCUAUUUCAGGUGACAAAUAAAUGUGCUUAAAGCCCAACACUGAUUUAAGUGAAGCAGGUGUCAAAAGAAUAUUUUGGAUAA